Messenger RNA from Oppiella nova, 835 nucleotides. Lineage: Eukaryota; Metazoa; Arthropoda; Arachnida; Sarcoptiformes; Oppiidae. The record is from the annotation of a GenBank genome assembly.
ACUUUGUUCACAUCCCAAUCAUAGACCACUACUUUAUAUAAUUGACUACAACUGUAAACAGUAUUGAAAACUAAUGGCAACUAAAAGUUUGUUUAAGAAAUCCAAAAAAACUAAACCAAAGAUAAUUGAUUUGACUGAAAAUGAAGACAAUAAUAGAAGUGCUGAAGAUCUGGAAAACAGACCUUUAAUAAGUGCCAACGAAUUUAAUAAUGAUGAAACAAGUCGGGAAACUAUCGUAAACAUGAAUCCUUCGGCGCCUCCUGAAGAAGAAUACCGACCGACGGGUUUGGCCGACGAUAAGACCCGAAGACUAUUCGUUCAGAAAGUCUAUGCAAUUCUUUGCGCACAGAAGACACUGUUCUGUAUUCUUAUAGCACUUUUCACAUACAUACCACACCUGAGGAAAAUAUUCCGCAAAUGGAUUUUUGAUCCAAUGUUCUACACCUCAAUCAUUGGGGUCCCGUUGUGUCUGUUCUUCGGUUUACUGACGACAUCUCUAAGUCUGUUAAUAAGUUAUGCUAUCACUCAGAGUACCGCCAAAGCCUUUCUAUAUUCUAUGGGUUUUAGUAAUAUCUGUGAUAUCGGAGUAAUUUUGGGAUCCAAGAGUCGCUUGGAUUUCACGAAAUGGCGGUAUAUAUCAUUAAUUCCAUUGACAAUGAUUGUGUCCAGUGUCUUUGCGCCCACUCUCCUCCACACAUCUCUUAAUAAUACCAUUUGGCCCUCAAUUAUCAUGACUUCUGCGUCCACUUAUUUGGCAGGGAAUACCGUUCCCGUCAUUCGGCACAAUGAUCUCCGUUUGGAACCAAACGAAUAUGUCUUCGCCGUCUCUAUCUAA